CUGGCCAUGGCGGACUCAACGGUGAAAGAAAGCACGAAGAACUAUCAAAUAGCAUCGGAGGAGAUUAACCCGCUGGCUGGUCGCUUCCCUCAUUGUAUCGUAUGGACGCCUAUUCCCGUGUUGUCUUGGUUGUUUCCAUUUAUUGGACACAUGGGCAUCUGCACGUCAACUGGAGUCAUCCGAGACUUUGCCGGACCCUAUUUUGUCUCUGAGGACCACAUGGCUUUUGGGAAACCCACAAAGUACUGGAUGCUGGAUGUAAGCAAAGUCUACGCCAGCGGGUCGAGCGCCUGGGAUUCUGCUGUGCACGAUGCUUCGGAGGAGUACAAGCACAGGAUGCACAACCUGUGUUGCGACAACUGCCACUCGCACGUGGCGAUGGCUCUCAACCUGAUGCGUUACGACAACAGCACGUCGUGGAACAUGGUCAAGCUCUGCCUCUUGCUGCUCCUGCACGGAAAGCACAUCAGCUGCGCGGGCUUCCUGAAAACAUGGCUGCCUUUCCUCACCCUAGUGGGCAUCAUUGUGACCGUGGCGCUCGCCAUCAACCUGCGGUGA
This is a messenger RNA of Nerophis lumbriciformis (worm pipefish), 558 nucleotides long. NCBI's taxonomy places the organism in Eukaryota, Metazoa, Chordata, Actinopteri, Syngnathiformes, Syngnathidae. The record is from RefSeq and is a predicted model, not a curated record.